Molecule: messenger RNA, 4797 nt
Organism: Sciurus carolinensis (gray squirrel)
Lineage: Eukaryota; Metazoa; Chordata; Mammalia; Rodentia; Sciuridae
Gene: Rap1a
Product: RAP1A, member of RAS oncogene family
Exons: 10
Coding region: 249-803 (184 amino acids)
Biological process (GO): cellular response to cAMP; negative regulation of synaptic vesicle exocytosis; Rap protein signal transduction
Cellular component (GO): plasma membrane
Molecular function (GO): GDP binding; GTP binding; GTPase activity
Source: RefSeq, a predicted model, not a curated record
CCGAGAGGAGGGAGGAGGAGGAGGAGGUGGUGGAGGAGGCGCCGGACCCAGGGGGAUAGAUUCCCAGAAGUGGGAUUACUGGAUCAGAGGGUGGUUACCCUGUAUAAGAAUGUGUGUCUCACUGCACCUUCAAUGGCUUUGAGUAGGUUUAAAAACUUCAUUCUUUGUGAAUUGUGGUUCCCAGAGAAAGCCAGUGUUUAAUGCUGUAUUUACAGAUUUAGAUUGUCAGUAUUUAAACAGACCACAUCAUGCGUGAGUACAAGCUAGUGGUCCUUGGUUCAGGAGGCGUGGGGAAGUCUGCUCUGACAGUUCAGUUUGUUCAGGGAAUUUUUGUUGAAAAAUAUGACCCAACGAUAGAGGAUUCCUACAGAAAGCAAGUUGAAGUAGAUUGCCAACAGUGUAUGCUGGAAAUCCUGGACACAGCAGGAACAGAGCAGUUUACAGCCAUGAGGGAUUUGUAUAUGAAGAAUGGCCAAGGGUUUGCACUAGUGUAUUCUAUUACAGCUCAGUCCACAUUUAAUGACUUACAGGACUUGAGGGAACAGAUUUUACGGGUUAAGGAUACAGAAGAUGUUCCAAUGAUUUUGGUUGGCAAUAAAUGUGACCUGGAAGAUGAGCGAGUAGUUGGCAAAGAACAGGGCCAGAAUUUAGCAAGACAGUGGUGUAACUGUGCCUUUUUAGAAUCUUCUGCAAAGUCAAAGAUCAACGUUAAUGAGAUAUUUUAUGACCUGGUCAGACAGAUAAAUAGAAAAACACCAGUGGAAAAGAAGAAGCCUAAAAAGAAAUCAUGUCUGCUGCUCUAGACCCGAAGUCAGCAGCAGCUCUGAGCCAGAUUACAGGAAUGAAGAACUGUUGCCUACUUGGAAAGUGCCAGCAUUCCAGACUUCAAAAAAAUAAAUCUGAAGAGGCUUCUCCUGUUUUAUAUAUUAUGUGAAGAAUUUAGAUCUUAUGUUGGUUUGCACAAGUUCCCUGGAGAGAAAAAAAAUUGCUCUGUGUAUAUCUCUUGGAAAAUAAGACAAUAGCAUUUCUCCUUUGCAAUAGCAGUUAUAACAGAUGUGAAAAUAAAUAUACUUGACUCUAAUAUGAUUAUACAAAAGAGCAUGGAUGCAUUUCAAAUGUUAGAUAUUGCUACUAUAAUCAAUGAUUUCAUAUUGACCUUUUUAUCAUGAUUCCUCCCUGUUAAGCACUAAAAAGUUGAACCAUUAUACUUUAUAUCUGUAAUGAUAUAAUCAAUUAUGAAAAUUCCCCUCAAACUCAUUGCAGCAGAUAACUUUUUUGAGUCAUUGACUUCAUUUUAUAUUUAAAAAAUUAUGAGAUAUCAUCUGUCAUUAUAUUCUAAUUAAAAUUGUGCAUAAUGCUUUGGAAAAAUGGGUCUUUUAUAGGAAAAACUGGGAUAACUGAUUUCUAUAGCUUUCAAAGCUAAAAUAUAUAAUAUACUAAACCAACUCUAAUAUGGCUUCUUGUGUUUUACUGUCAGAUUAAAUUACAGCUUUUAUGGAUGAUUAAAUUUUAGUACAUUUUCAUUUGGUUCGUGUGUUUUUGUUACUGUUUAUAGAUUUAAGGCCUUUAUUUUAUAAUGACCACAUUGUUUUAAAUGCGACAGUAGCUCCUUUCUGCCUGGUAUCUGCAGAAUUCUUGGCUUUAAACUAUACUAACUGGUAAUUUCUGUAGGAACAGACCUCCUACUUCCUGUUCCAGAUAAUAUUUAUUCCUACUAUACAGUAAAAUACAUCAGACUACAUAGAAUAGUUUUGUAUAUUCUCUCUCGAUCUUAAACAUUGUAUCUUACUGAAUAAAAUAUCCCACUGUGUAUUAUUUUUAUAUGUAAAGAGAUACGUUUAAUACUGUAUCAGGGUUUAACUUUUACUAUUUCAAAUCUUCCACAGCUUGUAAUUUUAUUAAGGAAAUCCUUUUGCCAUUGUUAAUUUGUUGGGUGUGGGUCCACCAAUGAAGUGUUAUGUAAAAGCUUUCAAACUUGCUUUAUAAUAAAUUGAAGAUUUUGAGAGAAGUAAGUGAAAGUUAAAACACAUAGAAAGAAUGUGUUAAUUACUUUUGCUUUGACUAUAUAUGAAGUAGUAUAGUAGUAGUAAUAUGAAAAGGAUUGCUAAGUUAAAAUUUUAGCUGGCUAUAUAGUGGUGCUUUUCUUUUCCUUCCCAGUUAUUUCCAUUUUUAGAAAAGAUAGGGCUUAAGUAGGGCAUGGACCCAGGGUGAUGUUAAUUAUGUGUUCUCCAUAAAGAAAGGUAGAGCCAACAGCUUCUUAGCCAGUUAAGUACUGGAGAAGGAAAGAAACAAGCUUAGGAAGCCUGUGCCUUGUCCCUGAAUAUCAAGGAGGAGAUCAGUCCUAGAAAGUCUAAAUCAUUGCUCAGGGAUCUAGAUACUGUCUCAUUGCAACUAGGUGUGAAAAAAUGUUCAUACCUUGCUGUGAUUUUCCAGGAGUGUGGUCAGCCCAUUAGUUACUGAAUUGACAUUUAAAAGUCAGCUUUCAAAUGUAAGUUCUUUCCAGCCUGAGAAAAUGUUAAAAAUAUUGUUUUUAAAAAUUGGAAAUUGUAUUUUUUUGAGUUUCUAAUAAACUUAGUUACCUAAUGACACUUCCCUUCUGCUGAUCCAGUUAUGCAUAUGUCCGUGAUUGAGGGACAAAAAAUAUAUAAUACAUCUUUAAAAUAAGUGAAACAUUAGGGCCAGUUUGUUCAGGUCAGUGAGGUUUGUUCAUUUGUUUUUGUUUUUGUUUUUGAAAUGCGGUUUUACUAUAUUGUCCAGACUGUCUUCAAAUUCUUGGACUCAAGCAAUUCAACCUGCCAAGAAACUGGGACUACAGAUGUGCAUCAUAUUCCCAGCUUAGAGACAUACUCUUAUUUUAAGGUCCUCUUUAGUUCUACUUUAAAGUACCUCUCAAACAUUUUCAUGUACAAACCAGAGAACUUUCUAAAUACUAUCUUGUUACAUAGGUUGUAUAGUUAUUUGUUACAUUAAAUACAAAUCAUUAAAUAAGUCUUAAGUUUCAGUCGGCUUGACAAAUAGCAUAAAUUCACUGUCCUCUUAUUUAGAAUGUAGUGGAGAAAGAUGAUUGUUACUGGAUUCUUUGUCACAUCUUAUACAGUCCACUUGGGUUAAAGGUGGAAUUACCAUGAAAAGGUGCCUUUUUGGCACACUGGUGUGUGUGCAGAGCAAGACCAGCUGAAAUCAGAGCUGUGCAGUGGUUAUCAAGAAAAUUCGAGCAAGCUGGAAAGGUAUCCUAUUAGUACAUGAGAAAGGUAUGUUUCUGUAUUGUCCCUAUGUGAACUCCUUAGUCUUGGUUCCAGUGGAAAGAUAUAUUUUUAUAACUGAAAAAUCAAGAGUCUAGAGUAUUACACGAAUCUCCUGUGAUAAAUAUCCAGGAACUGAAAGAAUCCAUAUUAGUGUUUGAGGCUAUUUAAGGUAUAAUAGCUUUGGUUAUAUGAGUGACAUAUAAUUUAAAGAUGGUUUGAUGCCACAUUUAAUAGUUUGCUGUUUUCAACUAAAAACAAAACUUUAAUGGCUUGUUAGUGCUCCCAAUCUAGGGUUAGAAAUUAAGUGAAUAUAUAAUCUAACUAUAAUCUUUCCCUCCACCAGGGGGAGCCUCAGUAUCAGUUAACACUGCUACAGGCAUUGCAAGUAUUCAAGCCAUCUCUUCUGUGUACACUGCAUUCCUCACAGUCAUCUAGGCUCCCUCAAGAGUUUACAAUCUAGUUGGGCAGGAAAGAUACACAAAGCAAAUUCAUCAAAGAUAUGGAUAACAGUAACUUACUGAACUGUGGCCACUUGAGUCCUCUCAAGAAUGGAGAAAUGUAGAUGUUGAUGUGUUACCUGCUUCUCCCACAACUCUGAACUCCUAUCUGUUUGGCACAUUGAUCUGCCACCACCAAUGGCUAUCUUUCACUCCUCAGUGAAGCAAUCCAAUUCUUUUAAAGUUAAUAUACUUGGAAACUUAAUAUUUAGGGAAAAUAUCCUUAUUUUAUUACCAAAUUUAUUAAAACAGGUAACUUGGUAUACAGUUAUUCUCUGCAUAUGAAUAAUAAGGAAGCAUUCUGCCUAGCCAAUUUAAAAUAUUUUGCCUCUUUCUCCUCAUAGGGGUGUGGUGUGUAUGUGUGUGUGUGUGUGUGUGAAUUCAUAUGCCUGAGUUUUAGGAACUAAGGGACAGAAAGAGAAUUAAGGAAUACCAUACCACGGUAUUUUCCUUUCUAAGCAAUCUUAGUAAGCUGUUAGAAGUCAUAAAAUAUGCUCUUAUAAAUUGUAUGUCUGUUAAAACCAAAGUGCAAAGAAAUUGUCAGGUAAUGUGAAGGAGAAAAAUAAUUUGUAAAAUAACCUUUUCUUUAGGUCUUAUACUUAUUUAAGUGCUAAAUAUGUGUUAAAAUAGCCCCACUUGAAUUAGCUCCAAACUUAAAAAGGCAGAAUGGUUUAGGUGCUUUUUCAGGAUAUGGAAAGAGCCAAUCUUGUAGGGAGGGAAAUGAUUGUGAGCCUUGAGGUAGACUAACCACCUAGCUAUUAUUAGCAUGUGUAGUCUUCAGAAAUGUAAAUAUUGAAGCCAGGCUUGGUGGCACAUGCUUGUAAUCCCAGUUACUAGAGGGGCUGAGGCAGGAGGAUCACCAAGUUGAAGACCAGCCUCAGCACCUAGUAAGACCCUACCUCAAAAAAAAAAAAGAGCUGGGGUUGUGGCUUAAUGGUAGAAUACUUGCCCUACAUGUGUGAGACCCUGGAUCCAUCCCCAGUACUAGAAGAAAAAAAAAAAGUAAAAAUUGAAAGUUACUCCUGAAAAUGUAGGACAGAUACUAUGUUGAUCAU